Venustampulla echinocandica is the source of this 1611-nucleotide messenger RNA. RefSeq lists its product as uncharacterized. The transcript has 3 exons. Gene Ontology annotation, molecular function: heme binding; oxidoreductase activity, acting on paired donors, with incorporation or reduction of molecular oxygen; monooxygenase activity. The record is from RefSeq and is a predicted model, not a curated record. Lineage: Eukaryota; Fungi; Ascomycota; Leotiomycetes; Helotiales; Pleuroascaceae. Bases 1 to 1611 code for a protein of 536 amino acids.
AUGAAUUCCUUCACUCUGGGCCUCGACAACUUUGAGCUUAGCCUCGACCGCACGAAGCUCUGGGAUACACUGCAUGAGCAUCGCGCUAUAGUAUCGAUUACGAUUGUUGUGCUGCUCGCUUUAUACAGGCUGCUCUUUGUAUAUACCCAGGAUGAGAGGGAGCCAAAGUUGAUCAAACCGAGAAUUCCACUCAUUGGACAUGCGAUUAAUGUCUAUCGGUUUGGGUCGAGGCAUUUCGUUGGAAUCGCUAAGAAAUGCGGUCUUCCGAUCUACCUCCUCCCCGUCCCCGGCGGCCGUAUCGCCAUUGUAACCACCCCCGAACUUCUCUCGCACGUGGACAAACAACCCAAAGCCAUCGCAUUCGCGCCCAUCGCUGCGCUAGUCAUUGACAAGCUCUCGGGCCUCUCCAAAGCCGGUUCCAAAACUGUGCUGGAUAGAACCAUGGGUCCGGACAAGAUGGACGGGUACAUGAACGCCGUGAUGGUCGACAUUCAUGCUACGCUAGCGCCGGGACCAAAGCUGGAGGCUGUUACGACGCAGGUGGCGUAUAACUUGAAUGACAGUAUGGCGGAGCUGCAUGGAGAAACGACGCGGAUGAACCUGCUGUAUUGGUUCCGUCAUGUGUUUGGAAUGAGCUCGACGAAUGGGAUUUAUGGGCCGGAGAAUCCGUUCAAGGAUCCGAAGGUUGAGGCUGGUUUCUGGGCGUUUGAUGAUAACAUCUCCGACCUCCUCAUCACUCCGAAAGCUAGCCUGACCUGCCCAACCGGUGAUAGUGGUCGAGCAAAUGCCUGGGCAGGCUUCGCCAAAUACUUCGAGAAUAGCGGACACUUGAAGGGAUCUGAGCUUGUCAAGAUCCGUCAUCGACAUGCCGCCGAGCGCGGCUGCUCUGAUCUUGAUAUUGGCAAGCUCGAAGUCACUAUGAUUAUCGGCAUCCUGACCAACACCGUCCCAACAAUCUUCUGGGCCACAUAUUAUGUUUACCGCGACGCCGACCUACUCGCCUCUCUGCGCGAGGAGAUCAGCAAGAUCGCUACACUGGCGAAGAAGGCUGAUGGCAGCCGCAUAUGGACAAUCAAGAACGUCGACUUGAAGAACAGCGCACCGCUCCUCACAGCUACUAUCAACGAGACGUUCCGCCACCGCACAUGCGGUAUCUCUUCACGUUUCGUGACGGAAACCACCACCCUCAAGGACCAAUACCUCCUCAAAAAAGGCACUAUUAUGGAACUACCCAACAACGUCAUCCAUUCCAACCCCGAAUACUGGGGUCCCACAGUCAAUGAGUUCAACCCCAAACGCUUCCUCGCCGACCCGCGAUCUGCGGAGGCCAAAGCCGCGCGUGGUGCAUUCCGGCCAUUCGGUGGUGGUGCCAGUCUGUGUGCUGGCAGGCAUCAAGCGAUGAGCCAGAUGUUGGGCGGAUUGGCGCUUUUUAUUAUGGGAAACGAUUGCACUCCUGUCCAUAAUAGAGGCGAGUGGAAGUUCCCCGGUGCGCAUGGGCAUACGAUUGCUGCGGCGGUGGAUUUGCCGAGUACUGAUUUGUGGUUGGAUGUUAGCCCACGGAAGGGGUAUGAGGCGGACUUUUGGGUGUUGAAUCCGGAGGCGAGGGAGUAG